AUGAACCUGCUCUCGUCCUUUCUACCCGGGUCACGCAACGGACCGGUCACGCGACAGCAAGUCAUACUAUCGUAUGCCGUAGACUGGUUCCUGACUAUCGCGCUGGCAGCUGUAUUCUACAGUCUGGAUAAAGUGCCCGGUUUCAAGCGCGACUUCUCUGUCACCGAUACAUCGAUCAGACAUCCUUACGCGGUAUACGAACGCGUUCCGACCUGGGCGCUGGUGCUCAUAUCAUUUCUGGCACCCCUACUUUUCAACUGGGCUGUUAACUUGUUGAGUGUGCGCUCGAAGUGGGAUGCGCAUGUCUCCGCUCUGGGCCUCAUUUUAUCUCUCGCUAUGACAGGCGUCAUUGUCCAAUUCACCAAGGUUACAGUCGGUCGCCCACGACCAGACCUCAUCAGCAGAUGUAAUGUCACAGAGGGGACCGUGGAUCCGCCUUAUGGUCUUUCGACAUGGCAAAUCUGCCGCCAGACUGACGAGAAUAUCCUAAAAGACGGCUUUCGCAGUUUUCCUAGCGGACAUUCCGGAUUCUCCUUCGCCGGUCUCGGCUUUAUGGCCUUCUACCUCGCCGGCAAAGUCCAUCUCUUUGACAAUCGCGGGCACGCGCCAAAGGCAUGGCUAUCGUUGGCGCCGCUCGCUGGCGCCGCUCUAGUGGCAAUCAGCCGCACGAUGGACUACCGACACCAUUGGCAUGACGUCCUCGUUGGGGGUGCUCUUGGACUAUUGGUCUCGUACUUCGCGUACAGGCAGUACUACCCGCCACUCACUUCGCGUCGCUCGCACGUCCCUUACGCGCCGCGCGACAAGAAUGCAGCGAGGGCAGGGCCAAUCCUACCGACGGCACGCGAAGAGGAGAUUCCUGCCGUGCGAUACACAGAUGUGCACGAAGAGUCGGACGGGACGGAUGGUGGAGAGGAGUUGAGGGAAGUGUGUUUGCAAAGGAAGGAUCAUGCGCGACAUGACCCUCAAGUGUUGUUGGACAAUACCACGCAAUGA
This is a messenger RNA of Peniophora sp. CBMAI 1063, 996 nucleotides long. Lineage: Eukaryota; Fungi; Basidiomycota; Agaricomycetes; Russulales; Peniophoraceae. The record is from the annotation of a GenBank genome assembly.